Messenger RNA from Cottoperca gobio, 1470 nucleotides. Its product is annotated as chitotriosidase-1-like. The record is from RefSeq and is a predicted model, not a curated record. The transcript has 11 exons. Gene Ontology annotation, cellular component: extracellular region. Gene Ontology annotation, biological process: carbohydrate metabolic process. Lineage: Eukaryota; Metazoa; Chordata; Actinopteri; Perciformes; Bovichtidae. Gene Ontology annotation, molecular function: chitin binding; hydrolase activity, hydrolyzing O-glycosyl compounds.
AUGAGCAAGCUAAUUCUAAUUGCAGGUCUCUGGCUUUACCUUGGUUGUUUGGUCUCAUCCUCCAGGCUGGUGUGUUAUUUCACUAACUGGUCCCAAUACCGACCUGGCGAUGAAAAGUUUAUGCCUCUAAAUAUUGAUCCAAACCUGUGUACCCACCUGAUUUAUGCCUUUUCGGGUAUUAAUGAGGCGAAUGAGUUGGUCACGGUAGAAUGGAAUGAUGAUGUGCUCUAUAAAUCCUUUAAUGGACUCAAACAGAGGAAUCCAAAUCUUAAAACACUGUUGGCAGUCGGAGGCUGGAACUUUGGAACACAAAAAUUCACAACAAUGGUGUCAACACAAGCCAACAUAAAUACAUUUAGCCAGUCUUCUAUCAAACUGCUGAGGAAAUAUGGUUUUGAUGGACUUGAUUUGGACUGGGAAUACCCUGCUGCAAGAGGAAGUCCACUGGUGGACAAGCAGAGAUUCACGUUGCUAUGCAAGGAACUCUUCGAGGCCUAUCAGACUGAGGGAACAGCAACUGGCCGGCCCAGAUUAUUGAUUUCUGCUGCUGUGUCUGCUGGGAAAGGAACUAUUGACGCUGGUUAUGAAAUUGCGGAGAUGGCAAAGUACCUGGACUUUAUUAAUGUGAUGACAUAUGACUUUCAUGGCACCUGGGAGAGUGUGACCGGACAUCACAGCCCCUUAUACAAGGGAUCCCAUGACACUGGGGACCAUGUUUACUUAAAUACUGACUCUGCCAUGAGAUAUUGGCGGGACAAGGGAACACCUGUAGAAAAGCUAAAUAUGGGCUUUGCUGCAUACGGGAGGGCAUUUCGAUUGUCUACUCAAUCCAGUCAGGUUGGAGCUCCAGCCAGUGGUCCCGCUGCUGCUGGUGUUUUUACAAGGGAGGCCGGCUUCUGGUCCUAUUAUGAGAUUUGCACUUUUCUUCAAGGUGCCACUGUCCAGCUGAUUGAGGACCAAAAAGUCCCAUAUGCGGUCAAACAAAAUGAGUGGGUUGGAUAUGACAACAAAGAAAGUUUUGAGACUAAGGUCGGCUACCUAAAGAACAACAGUUUUGGAGGAGCUUUCAUCUGGUCUCUGGAUCUUGAUGACUUUAAUGGACAGUUCUGUGGACAGGGAAACUAUCCCCUCAUCAGCUCUCUCCGCUCUCUUUUAGCCCCACACUACUGAUCAUUUACCCUUGUUUCUACAGAUCUUCCUCCCCUUCCCACUAGAGAAACCACCCCAAAUGAAGUGACUCCGCCUGAAACAAACCAAAAUCAACCUCACACUACAUCUCGUCCAUCGCCAACAAUCACGACUUCAUCCAUAAUCCCAGACAAUUUCUGUGCUACAAAGAUUGGUGGGGUUUAUGCCAAACCGGAUGCCCCAGGUUCCUUUUACAACUGUGCCAACGGUAUCACCUGGAUCCAAAACUGUCCAGCUACGUUGGUCUUUGAAGAUAGCUGCAAAUGCUGUAACUGGCCCUAA